UAGUUGGUCUUUAAGGUGCUACUGAAGGAAUUUUCUUAUUUUACUUCGACCCAGACCAACACAGCUACCUACCAGUGAAUAGGAAAAGAUUGAAUAAAAUGCAAACCUUUUAUUCCCUGAGAAGUGGGGCAGUAGAAGGUAUCUGAGUCACAAUGACUUGGGGAAAUAAAGGAGAAAGGCCACAAUAUUUGCUGGUAACUGAAUUAACCUGGUUUCUCAGCAGGAAGAGAACAAAUCUUUUUACAACAGUCCUACAUGCUCAGGUUCCUAGUUUUGUGUCCUUUGUUUUCUUAUGUUCUUAGCCAAAGAUACAGCCAGGAAAGAUUACUAUGAUGAUUCUUAAAGUGAUUCAUUUAUAUGUAAAACCUGCCUUUUUGUUGUUAGAUGCAACCCUGAAUUUGCAUGAGUCCUAAAUCAGCUUUGAUAUAAAACUGAGUUUGGGUGAGUGACUAAUUUAUAAUACAGUAUAAUUGCUCUCUUAUGCCAUCUAAAGACCGUGUAAAAAAUCAGCCAAGAUGUUGUGGUUAGAAAAUCCUAUGUACCCAACAUAAUUGUCUCUUUUUUUUAUAAUGGGUUUGACCAAAACAUGCAAUUAUUAUUACACAACUGCAUAUAAAAUGAUUCAGAAUUCUGUUGGUUCAAAUUUGUGGUGCAACUUCAGAAAACUUUGAGAAAUACAAGCAUCUGACUGUAUGGAGAUAGGAAACAUUAGCACAACCUCUGUGGCAUUUGAAUGCAAAGUUCAGAUGUUUGAACCUUUCUUCACAGGAACGAACCUUUGUAAUAUUUAUAAUAUUUAGUAUUAUUUGGUAUAGCUAUAGUGAAAACAUCCCUCAAAGUAUUUAUGAAGGGGCAGGGUCUUUCUAAGUGUGGCAAUAGUGUUCUGAAGUGCCCUCCCACAAUAAACUAGGCUGACAGUUUUUCACUUAAUUUGAAACACAUUCUUUGGGUGAAUUGUAAAUAUAUUUUGGCUUUUGCUGCAAGCAUAUACAGUAUUCUACUGACACAUACACACUCUCUAUUAUUUUAUAUGUAUCUAUGUAUCUUUUAUUGCUUGUAAGUCAGCUUGAGGGCCAGCUUGACCCAAUUCAAAUUGAUGAGGCAUAAUUUCUGAGAUAAUCGAAUAAAUAAUUUGAGUAUUUAAAAGUAAGUAUAGUAGUUGGAGGAUGAAAUUGCACUGUGGAUUUUAGAGUUGUCUGGUGUUGUCUGAUGACAUCCUCAGCAUUCUGUUAGCAAUCCCUAGUUUUCAGAGAUAGGUUUCCUAAAAUUCUGUACACCAGGUGAAGCCUGUAAAAAAUAGAUACACCAGUUUAUUAGAUUGUGUAGUGGGGAAUGCAGGGGGCUUUGAGUCCAGUGGCCUCAUCCAGCCCCCCUUUGCAUAUAAGGAAUCUUGAUGCAAUGGUUCUUGAUGGAACUUUGUUUUAUGCAAAACCACUUCUGUUCAUCAGUAACGUGACACAGCAUAGUAACAUGGAAAACUCUGUUUAGCUAUGAGGCCCUCUGGGUGGCCUCAGACAAAUCACUAAGGCUAGAAUCCAGUACGUACAUAUUCAGUGGGGCUUAAGCAAUCCAAUCACUGUCUUACUACUUAAUUUAUCUUACAGGGUUACUGUUAAAUACUUCUCUGAACUCUAUUUGGGAAGCAUAAAAUAUAAAUAUAACAAAUAUAUAUACUGUAUCCCAGUAGUUGGGAGACAUUGUUACAUUGACCAUUCAUUGGAAUGCAAAAAUUCAGCACCAGUCUUAAGUAAUUUCCUUCCAACAGUAUGACCAUCUUUUAUUUAUUUUUUGGCUGGAUUUUGUUAUAAUUUACUUUCCCUCUUGGCCAAGAGAAUCUUGCCAAUAGUGCAAAGAUGUGGCUCAUGCCUUUGGGGCAUUUAACACACGCAGAAUGAAUGCACCUCAGAAAUGGGUUUAUGGCCAGCAGCUCAAACCCCACGUCUACAGAAGCAUAUGCUAGAGACAGAGCUUGCCUAGAAGAAUUUGUUCUAUGUACUGAAAAGCUCCAGUCUCAUGUGCAUAGAGUACAUUUUGGCAAUCAGGCACCUGCUGAAGCCCAGACGGCAGCCCAGACAGAAGCGCUGCUAUCUUCACUUCCACUUUGUACACGCGGUUGGUUAUCUCCGACAUAAACACACUUACAGUAAGAAUCUGGGAUAUGAUGUCUAGAUCAGCUGCUGGCGUUUCCUGGCCUUUUUUUCUUUUUUGCUGCGUUGCCAGCCUGGGAUUUGAAUGUACUGUACGUAGAGUUGCCAGUAGCAUUAGUACUUUAAUAUUUGGACAGGCAGGUGUUGGUGCUCAUAGGGAGGGGGAAAGAAUGACUCCAUGCUUGCCAUCUGGCGGUGGCUGUUUCCUCCUGGCUUGCCCCACCCUUUGGCCCUAGGAGCGUUCCUGAGAAGGCUGGUGUUUUUCUCUGGCCUGUUGUGUCUAGGUAUAAAUAUUCUUUUUGUUGUCGGAGUUGGCGGGGCCUGCUUUGGAUCUGCUUGGGACGUGAAGCUCCCUGUUGUCACUUGACCUGUUGACCAUGAUUUUAGAAGGAACUGGCAGAAUGAGUCUUAAUUCAGUCACAAGUCUUCUCCACGAGCAGCCGUCCUGGACAGAUGGAUACCCCACAUGUCAUGCAUCCGGCAGUUUCUUUGGAACUCAGUGGCAUGAGAUACACCCUCAAUACUGGACAAAGUAUCAGGUCUGGGAAUGGCUUCAGCACCUUUUGGACACCAACCAGCUCGAUGCCACCUGCAUUCCUUUCCAGGAGUUUGAUAUUGGUGGGGAACAUCUGUGCAACAUGAGUUUGCAAGAUUUCACCCGAGCAGCUGGCACAGCUGGGCAGCUUCUUUACAGCAGCCUUCAUCACCUGAAGUGGAAUGGCCAGUGUGGAAGUGAAAUGUACCCUUCACACAAUGUCAUUGUUAAGACAGAACAAACAGAUCCGUCUUUAAUGGCAUCAUGGAAAGAAGAGAACUAUUUCUAUGAUAGUGGAUAUGGUGGCACAGUAGAAUUAGUGGACAGCAAAGCGUAUUGUCGAGCACAGAUUGCAAUCAACACUGCUAGUCACCAGCCUACUGAAGAUGCUUCAGGGCUGAAAAAAACACAAGACCACCUUCCAAAAUCUCACAGCAAGAAACACACUCCUCGAGGGACUCACUUGUGGGAAUUUAUUCGAGACAUUCUCCUGCAUCCAGAGAAGAAUCCAGGCUUGAUAAAAUGGGAGGACCGGUCUGAAGGCAUCUUCAGAUUCUUAAAAUCUGAGGCAGUAGCUCAGCUGUGGGGAAAGAAGAAAAACAAUAGCAGCAUGACUUAUGAGAAACUCAGCCGUGCCAUGAGAUACUAUUACAAAAGAGAAAUUCUUGAACGUGUAGACGGUCGGAGACUAGUAUAUAAAUUUGGAAAGAAUGCCCGUGGCUGGAGAGAAAAUGAGAACUAAGGAUCCACUUUAAAAACAACUGUACAAAUUUUCACCAACAGGAACUUGUCAUGGAUGUAAAUAUUUCAGAGACUAUUUUCUUCUAUUUAUGUAAAAAAAAAAAUUGAGGGAGGAUGGGCAGAAAUCUACUUCUAAUGGGAAGAAGGAACACUAUGGUUUAUUGAUGUUGAAAUUAUUUUAUUUGACAUAUGUCCUUCUAUCGGGAAAGAUGUACACAGUUUUCUGUGACCUAUGAUAUAAUGCUGUAUAAUGGUUGUGUUUGGGGAUGUGUUUUCCUUUCUUGUGAAGACUUUAAAAAUGUAUUCCAAGAGAAAUGUGAUUUAUAACAAUACUGUGAGAGAAGUAUGUACUGAGAUGAACUCACAGGGCAUUACUUUUUACUUCAGAGCCUGAAAAUUGCUUUCUGCUUUUAAAAGAAAUUAGGAUGCAUCUAUAUAUUGCCCUUCCCCAACCUGGAACCUUCCAGAUAUUGUGGCAAAUGGUCAGUAACAAGGGGAGUUGUAGUCCAAAACAUCUGGAAGGUGUGAGGUUGGGAAAGGUAUCACAGUGUAAGGGUUGUAUGAGAAUAUCUGGCCACUCAAAUCUUGUGCCUGUUUUAGAGGUAGAUGAGUAAAACUGUGGAA
This is a messenger RNA of Zootoca vivipara (common lizard), 4047 nucleotides long. It is a transcript of the gene EHF, whose product is annotated as ETS homologous factor. Gene Ontology annotation, cellular component: nucleus. Gene Ontology annotation, biological process: cell differentiation; regulation of transcription by RNA polymerase II. Gene Ontology annotation, molecular function: DNA-binding transcription factor activity, RNA polymerase II-specific; sequence-specific DNA binding. The record is from RefSeq and is a predicted model, not a curated record. Lineage: Eukaryota; Metazoa; Chordata; Lepidosauria; Squamata; Lacertidae.